Papilio machaon (common yellow swallowtail) is the source of this 4395-nucleotide messenger RNA. RefSeq names its product toll-like receptor 6. Bases 174 to 4205 code for a protein of 1343 amino acids. Lineage: Eukaryota; Metazoa; Arthropoda; Insecta; Lepidoptera; Papilionidae. Gene Ontology annotation, molecular function: protein binding. The record is from RefSeq and is a predicted model, not a curated record. The transcript has a single exon. Gene Ontology annotation, biological process: signal transduction.
AGGGGAGUAUGGCUGCGUUAAAAGUUUUUCUACGAUCGCGCAGUCUGUGUUUACAUUCGCUUUGAAUCGUAAAGUUUAACAUCGAUAUAAACAAUCACAAACUGACUUUGAAGUGAAAUAAAGUUUUUACCAGUUAUUUAAGUGUGACAAAUGAACUGUGUUACUGUGCUAAUAUGACCGAAAACUUUUCUGGAAUGAUUUCAUUAAAAGUUUGGAUGUGCUUGGCCGUGGUGGCCAGUGCGCGCGCACGCUCCGCGCCGCCCGCCCCCGCCGGCUGUCAGUGGGAUUAUUCGGACACAAAGUUGAGUGAAUCUAACUUUCUCACGUGUAACAUCAAAACCAUUGGCUCUGCUGACUUCUUGUUUAAAAACAUUACCACGGCGCAGGCGUACAAUAUCAACAAGUUGAAGUUGACAUGCACUGAUUUACUAUUCUUCGAGAGCUCGCUGCAUAUGAAUACCGGCAGCUUUUUGGGGCAGCUGAGGAAACUUGAAGACCUGCGCAUUGAAUACUGUAAAAUACGUUAUGUUCCGGCUACUGUUCUAUCUCCGCUACGUGAUUUAACAAGCUUGACUCUUCGAUCAUUCAACACCGAUUGGCCAGCAAUGACAAUGGAAUUUCACGCUGAAAGUUUUCGGGGUUUGAUGGAGCUGCGUUCUUUAGACUUAGGUGAUAAUAAUAUUUAUAUGUUGCCUUCAGAAGUGUUUUGUCCACUUUUUAGUUUAGAAUCAUUAAAUCUUACUAACAAUAGAAUACAAGAUAUUUCCGACAUCGGUUUCUCUGAUUGGGGUAAGGGGCCCAUAGCGCCCGGUAAAUCAUGUAAUACAGGACUAAAAAUGCUCGACUUAUCUCAUAAUAAUGUGUUAAGACUUCCGGACAAUGGACUAUCUAGCCUAAGGUCAUUAGAAGUAUUGAAUAUUCAAAAUAAUUUAAUUAACGAGAUCGGUGAUAGAGCGUUCGUAGGAUUGAAUUCGUUAAAGAUUUUAAACUUAUCUGGGAAUAAAUUAGUUGCCGUUCCUCCAGAGCUAUUUCAAUCUUCACGUGUUAUCAAAGAAAUCUCAUUAGCGAAUAAUUCGCUUUCUGUUUUAGCUCCGGGACUUUUAGAGGGACUUGAUCAGUUGGAGAAAUUAGAUUUAUCGAGAAACCGGCUGACUAAUGAUUGGGUGAAUAGAGAUACAUUCGCUGGCCUAAUUAGACUUGUGAUACUGAAUUUAUCUUAUAACUCACUAGUACGUUUGGAUCCAAAGUCUUUUCAAGACCUAAAUAACUUACAAAUCUUAAAUUUAGAUAAUAAUAACAUUGAGAUAGUGAGCAAUGGCGCUUUUGCCGAAUUAAAAAAUCUUCAUCAGCUUUCAAUUUCGGACAACAAAAUUAAAAUGUUAAACGAGCAUAUUUUUUCGAAUUUGUUUGUUCUCAGUCAAUUGUAUUUGGAUAAUAAUCUUAUUUCUACUAUUCAUGAACGGUGUUUCGAAAAUAUAACUUAUCUACAAGACUUGGGCUUGAAUGGUAACAAUUUAAAUAAGAUACCCGAUGGAAUUCGGCGAUUACGAUUCUUGAAAUCGCUUGACAUUGGUAAAAAUAACAUUACAAAGGUCUCUAAUACGUCGUUUGAAGGUUUAGAAGAACUUUACGGCUUACGUCUCGUUGAUAAUCAAAUAACAAGCAUACCAAAAGAUACAUUUAGCACAUUACCCUCGUUACAAGUUUUGAAUUUGGCUUCUAAUCAAAUAGAAAGCAUAGAGCAAGAUGCAUUUACGUCUAAUCCCACCUUAAAAGCGAUUCGUUUAGAUGGAAACAAGUUAAAUGAUAUUCGUGGCGUUUUUAACACACUAAAUACUCUCGGUUGGUUAAAUAUAUCCGAUAAUAAACUUAUAUACUUCGACUACAGUUAUAUGCCGACAAGUCUUGAGUGGCUUGAUAUUCAUAGUAACAAUAUUACAAAACUAGAUAAUGAGAAAAACGUACAACAAAAUAUUCGAAUGCUCGACGUUAGUUACAAUGCUUUGGAAAAUAUAGAUGAAAGGUCUGUACCGGAUUCUAUUGAAGUCCUUUUUAUAAAUAACAACAAAAUUCACACGAUUCAGCCAGGUACGUUUAUACAAAAAAGAAACUUAGAAAAGGUUGUCGUGACGGAUAAUAAAUUGAGAAUCGUCGAACUAUCAGCGUUCACUUUGCCCCACAUACCGAAGCAUAGAUUAUUGCCAAAGUUUUUCAUUGGAAACAAUCCAUUUGUUUGCAACUGUCAUAUGAUUUGGUUACAAAAGAUUAAUCUUUGGAACCACAUGAGACAAUAUCCGAGGUUUGUAGAUUUAGAUACUGUUACAUGCGAAGUUGUAAGCAACAAAUAUGGGGGCAAAGCUAAUUUAAUGGAUGUCCCUGAAUCACAAUUUCUUUGUUCUUAUGAAACUCACUGUUCAUCAAGUUGUUUUUGUUGCGAGUUCGAAGCUUGUGACUGCAAAAUGACUUGUCCCGAAGGAUGCUCAUGUUUCCAUGAUAGUAAUUGGAACUCUAAUGUUAUCGAUUGCUCUAAUGCUGGAUAUACUGAAAUACCUGAGAAAAUACCCAUGGAUGCAACCGAGCUCUAUCUUGACGGUAAUGACUUUGCAACUUUAGGUAGUCACUUAUUUAUCGGAAAGAAAAAGUUGCAUAAACUGUAUCUAAAUAAUAGUAACAUCGUGACCAUAGAAAAUGACACUCUAAAUGGCCUCCAUUCGUUAAAUGUAUUGCAUCUUGAAAAUAACCGUAUAACAGAGUUGUCAGGUGGAGUAUUUUCACAGACAAAACACUUACGAGAGUUAUAUUUAAGCGAUAACCUCUUAACAAGUGUCGCUAACUCGACUUUCAAGUACUUGCCAUCUCUCCGAGUUGUACAUCUAGAAGGAAACAAAAUUCUCGACCUUGAUAAGAAAUUGAUAAGUAAUAAUAAUUUAGAAAGUGCUGUUGUACAAGGAAAUAUUUUCACAUGUACUUGCAAUAACGUAAUGUCCCUUCAAAGUUGGUUUAAAAAAUACUACGAAGAUCCCGUUGAUAUGUUUUGUGCAGAUGAACACGGAGUUGUUACAAAUUUAACGGUAUUCGAUAUGAUGGAUAAGUGUCGUGAUUCGAGUAUAAUCGAUAACACAAUUCCAACAGAAAAUCAACCUUAUCAAUACGAUGAGAUUAGUGCUAUAAAGCUCAACUUUGUUCCCUUGCUAGCGGUUGUUCUUAUUAGUGUAAUUCUUAUAUUAUUGUUCGGUGCGUUAGCUUUCUCUUUUAGGCAAAAUGUUCGCCUGUGGGCACAUUCUAAAUAUGGAGUUAGGUUGUUCAAAAGCGCGUCAAUUCAGGAAAGUGAACUAGAUAGGGACAGAUUAUACGAUGGUUACGCUGUGUACAGUUUAUUAGAUGAUGACUUUGUCUCUAAAGUAGUAGCGCCGGAAAUGGAACAUUCCGGUUACACAAUGUGUUUUCAUUAUAGGGAUUUACAACACGCGCCCGAGAAUUAUCUCGCGGAACAGAUAACAAACGCAGCAGAAUCAUCAAAGAGAAUAUUAGUCUUUGUAUCUUUUAACUUUUUGCAAAACGAGUGGUCCAAAGUAUCUUUCAAAGCGGCUAUAAAGAAUGUCAUCACUUCUAUUCACCCUUCCAUUAGACGUCACAGAGUGGUGUUCAUUUUAACAACCGAUGUUAGCGCACUAAAUUUAGACGUAGAUUUUCAAAACUAUUUAAAAACUUGUAACGUCCUACUUUGGGGUGAAAAGAAGUUUUGGGAAAAAAUUAGAUUUGUCAUGCCGGAUAUAUCUAACUUACAAUGGAAUAAAGAUAAUUUGAAUUACAACCAUGGCGUGUGUCCUAAUGCAAGACGGCAUCCAUCUAGAUAUACAGCUUCUCCCACGGCGCCGGAGCUAUGGUACAAAUACGACGCGAUCCCACCGCAAACUCUUAAUAACGUCAAUAUUGGUGUCAAUAUUGAAGAUGAUACGUCAAUGUUGACUAACACAACAUUGACAAGUCAGGUUCAAGAUGGCGAUAACCCGCACCACAGUUAUAUUUCAAUAGACACUCAAAAUUACGAGCAGCCGUAUGGCGGCCGGCCGAGGCCACCGAAUUCAUUGCGUAAACAUCCCGGCCACAUCUCCCCAUCCAUGCUCGACGAGCAGGGUUACUUACAGCCCCGCUCCUCGGUGCACGAGUGCUUGCCACAAACCCAUUCGGCCGCACACAGAUGAUGAUAACACGCCCCUAAACAUACGUUAUCUCUUAAAGAUAUUCCUUUAUGGAACAUCACAUUCCAAACACAUGUGUAAACUAAUAUGCUUUUAAGUUGGCCAUGCCUUAAAUAACGUGAUAAAACUUGUCAUGGGUUAUAUAUUUCGGCCGAAUAAGCAACUACACUGUACCGUGUCUAUAACUUAUAAA